Molecule: messenger RNA, 585 nt
Organism: Cucurbitaria berberidis CBS 394.84
Lineage: Eukaryota; Fungi; Ascomycota; Dothideomycetes; Pleosporales; Cucurbitariaceae
Exons: 1
Coding region: 1-585 (194 amino acids)
Source: RefSeq, a predicted model, not a curated record
AUGCCGUCCCUAAAUCUCACACCACUCUCCUCCCUCCGUCUCAACGCGCACUACGUUCCCUCCUACUCCCACCUCCCAAACACAUCCACCCACAACAACCCCCUCCUAAUCUACCACUCGGCCUUCCCAGCCUCAACAUCCCCAUCAACACUUGAAUCUCACUUACCGAAAAACGGACUAGCCCCCCAGUGGCGAUACACCAUGUACUCGCAAACGCACUUCCACAGCACCACGCACGAAGUGCUCUGUGUCUUCUCCGGCCGCGCGGCACUGCUUUUUGGCGGCGAGGCGAACCCGGGGAAAGUGGAGACGGAGGUCAAAGCGGGUGAUAUGAUUGUCGUACCCGCUGGGGUGGGGCAUAGGUUGCUGGAAGAUCUGGACGGUGGGUUUCAGAUGGUGGGGGCGUAUCCCAAGGGGUGUAGUUGGGAUAUGUGCUAUGGGAAGGAGGGAGAGGAGCAGGCGGCACGGGCUGUGGCUGGUGUGAAUUGGUUCGUAAAAGAUCCGCUGUAUGGCGAUGAUGGGCCUGUGCUUUGGGGGAAGGAAGAGUUGGAGAAGAGGGCUGAAAGGAAAAAGAGUGAGCUGUGA